Messenger RNA from Stylophora pistillata, 1396 nucleotides. RefSeq lists its product as uncharacterized. The record is from RefSeq and is a predicted model, not a curated record. Lineage: Eukaryota; Metazoa; Cnidaria; Anthozoa; Scleractinia; Pocilloporidae.
CCGAAAGAUGGUUUCUGUCCAUGGUAUAGCUACGGUCGUUAAGAAAGUCUUAGAAACGUGGAUUGUUCAGGAAGCUGGAAUAAUGUCCAAAGGGCAGUGCGAAACUUUGUUACUUUCCGAAGAGACUUUCCGUACCUUACCAGCAAAAGAAGGAAAGUAUCCUAGAUAUCCACUUUAUUUGGAAAUUUCUAAAAAGUUAUACCAGUGGAUGACUACUGGGAAUUUUCCUGCAAAAAGCCAAUCUUGUGGAUCUCUAUCAGAGGAAGACUUCACUGAAGAGAGAAAAGAAAUUUCUGAAAAAAUUUGGCUUUUAUUGUCCUCCCUUAAUGAUUCUUGGACAGAAAUAUCUGAUAAAGAAAAGUGUCAACAGUUUUCAUCUAUCUUAAAAUUUCUCGGCGUGAGAGGACUGCUUGAUCUGCUUAAUAUUCGUCGCACGCAAGGCAGUGUUGAUAUUUUUCCUUCUCCUGUGGAAGUUCUUAUAGAAUCCUUUAAUAAGAAACACAGACCAAAUGCCAAUUUGACAGUUGGUGCAAGAGCCUUAUCAAAACAUUGCCACAGGGACUCCAGUGAAUGGUGGGGUGUCUGUGCAGGUAGCGAACAAGUUAAAAAUGAACAUGCUAAUACAGUUGUAAUGCGUAUACUAGAGGAUGCUUCAUGGAUUAAUAUCCACUGUCUGCCACAUGGACUUAAAGUUAUUGAAGUGAGGUGUAUUGAAGGAUAUGGCGCAAGAUGGAGUUAUGAUGGAAAAGUCUUCCGUGGAUUUCUUGAGCCUCAAAUGGAGGAUGGUCAUGCAGUAGGAUGGAAGCAUUGAACCUUGUACUCCACUGUGGUUUUUAAUUUUCCUUUCCAACUUUCAUUCAUUUUCUUGUAAAAUAUUCUAUUCUAAUCUCUUGUUCUGUGAUCAGCCGUGUAUAAAUUUACAAGGUCUGGCAAAACUUCCAUUAAAUUACCCCUCAAAGUUAGGGUUAAAUGUCAGUAUUUAAGUGACUCUCCUGGAUUAUCAGGGAAUCUCCUGGAUGCAGAAAGAGUCUCCCGGUCUCCCAUGUGGUUCACCCUUUCAAAGGCUUUGCUCCACUGUUGGCUAACAUCAUAUCACCAGAUUUACUCAAAUCAAAACAAUUUUUUUCUUGUUUCUCAAACUGGUCUUGCAGUUGUUCUUUGUUUUCUAUUUUUUUUUGUGGAAGGGAGAUUGAUUUGAUCAAAGUGGGCAUCUAUUUUUUAGUUGGCGAGGGGGAUGCAGCAGGCAUCUCUGCAACUAUGUCAAUACAAAUUUUGACCGCUUAUGCAAAAAUUGUAAGCAAAUGUUUUUGAAAUGUUUUUGGAAUAAUAAACAGCACUUUUCUUUUGCCUCAGGCUAAGGGGGCGGCAUCAAAGCUAAUAGACCACUUUCAUAAAU